AUGAAUAAUAAUAAUAGUAAUAAUAAUAAUAAUAAUAAUAAUAAUAAUAAUGACAAAACAAGUAAUAAUACAAUAGAAAAAACCACAACACUAAAUGUAGAUUAUGAUAAAGGUAUAUUAAAUUUGGAAAUUGGUGAGAGUGACAUUUUAAAAUGUAUUUCAGGAGAGAUAGAAGGAAUUAGAAUGAUAAAAUUAAGAAUGUUUCACGAUUUAGUAAUAGAUAAAUCAUUAUCAGAAUUACCGUUUCAGAAAUUCUAUGAUUGUUACUCAUCUUUAAAUAAUAAUAACUUAAAUACAAAAUCAUUUUUAUCUUAUCUUUAUACAAAUGUAUUUCAAACUUUAUCAGAAAGAAUAAAGAGUGAUUUUCAAUUAAUAUGUCAAGAAAGACAAAUUUCAAUUAGAUUAAGUGAAUUAGAAAGAUUACUUCGUGAACAACCAACCAUUCUCAACGAUAAAAGAGCACCUCCAUCAAGUAUAAUUAAUCCUGAAGAACAAAUAAUGUCACAAAUCAUAGAUUUAAAGAUGACUGAAAGGGAAAGAUUAUUAAAAAUCUAUCAAAAUCUAUUAAAUGAAAAUAAAAAGAUAAAAAGACAAGAAACAGAUUUAGAGAAACAAAAAACAGUUUUAGUUGACCAAAUUAAUACAAAAAUAGAAAAUAUUAAAAAAAUAGUUGAUCUUUCUGUGUCACUCGAUUCAUAA
Molecule: messenger RNA, 699 nt
Organism: Dictyostelium discoideum AX4
Lineage: Eukaryota; Evosea; Eumycetozoa; Dictyosteliales; Dictyosteliaceae
Exons: 3
Coding region: 1-699 (232 amino acids)
Cellular component (GO): nucleus; MIS12/MIND type complex
Source: RefSeq, a predicted model, not a curated record